AUGGCUUCGGAGCCUAUAGUAGGAGAAGGUGAUGGAGCCAGAGAGAAGCAGAGGUACACGGAGAGCAAGGUCUAUACUCGAAAGGCUUUCAAAGGCCCCAAGAAGAAGAGCAUCGAUAACAACACCACCAAACCCACAGAGGCCAACCCAACAGCCACAACCGCCACCGCCACCGCCACAACCACUACCGCCGUAACCGCCCCCUCCGUCACCACAACCACCACCACCGCCGACGACAAUAACAUCAACAAGAACGACAACCACCACGACGAGAAAGACAACAACAUCAACCAGAACGACAACAACAAGAGCGACAAGCAGGAUAACAACAAGAAGAAUGAUGAGAAUGAGAAUUCGUCCCAGCCUCCUCCGCCUCAGACUAUUGCGUCUGAGGAGGGGAAUUCCGCUCAGCAGCAGCAGCUCCUUCCGCCGCCUGAUGCUGCUGCCUCUGGCGAUUCCUCCAGCCUGAACCGGCAAGAGGUGGCCGUGGCAGUGGUGGAACCUGAAAGUCGGGAUCCACCUGUGGAAAAUGGGCUGGCGAAAGAGGGGCCGGAGAACCGAAUGAAGAUUAAUUUGGCUUCCAGGUCGAAGCAGGAGAUGCGUGAGCUUCGGAGGAAGCUUGAGAGUGAGCUUGAUAUGGUGCGGAGUUUGGUGAAGAGGAUUGAGGCCAAACAGGGGCAGAUUGGUGGGUUUAAUCACUCCCUUGUAACGAAUGAGGGGGUCAAUAAUAGUGGUGCAGUGCUGAGACGGGUUCACUCUGAGGUUGCUUCGGUUGGUGUUCCCCGUGAAGUUACCAGGCCUUUGCAUCAGCUGAGUAUAUCAGUGUUGGAGAAUAGUCAGGGAAUGAGUGAUAUUGUGGAGAAAGAGAAGAGAACCCCCAAGGCGAACCAGUUCUAUCAUAAUUCUGAGUUUUUGCUGGCUAAGGAUAAGUUUCCGCCUGCUGAGAGUAAUAAGAAGACAAAAUUGAAUGGGAAGAAGCAUGGUGGAGGAGAUUUAGGGCAAGGGUAUGGCAUGGGAAGCAAGUUUUUCAAGAGUUGCAGUUCUUUGCUUGAAAAAUUGAUGAAACACAAGCAUGGUUGGGUGUUUAAUGAACCUGUUGAUGCUGCUAAGCUUGGUUUGCACGAUUAUCAUAUCAUUAUCAAGCACCCAAUGGACUUGGGUACCAUUAAGUCGAGGCUGAACAAGAAUUGGUACAAAUCUCCGAAAGAAUUUGCAGAGGAUGUGAGACUUACAUUUCACAAUGCCAUGACUUAUAACCCACAAGGGCAGGAUGUUCAUGUUAUGGCAGAGCAGCUAUCCAGGAUAUUUGAGGACCGGUGGGCUAUCAUAGAGUCAGAUUAUAAUCGUGAGAUGAGGUUUGGAUAUGAUUAUGGGGCUAGUCUUCCUACACCUACAUCAAGAAAGGCACCUCCACUGCCACCACCUCCUCUUGACAUGCGAAGGGUUUUGGACAGGUCUGAGUCUAUCUCUCAUCAUGUUGAUCCCAAGCCAAAGCCCAUGACUAUUACUCCUAGAACCCCCGCUCCAAAGAAGCCUAAGGCUAAAGAUCCUCAUAAAAGGGACAUGACUUAUGAGGAAAAACAAAAGCUUAGCACAAGCCUCCAGAGUCUACCUUCAGAGAAGCUGGAUUCCAUUGUACAGAUUAUUAAGAGGAGGAAUUCUGACCUAUUCCAGCAUGAUGAUGAAAUUGAAGUGGACAUUGACAGCGUUGAUGUUGAGACCCUGUGGGAGCUUGAUAGGUUUGUAACCAACUACAAGAAGAGUUUGAGCAAACACAAGCGGAAAGCUGAAAUGGCUAUGCAAGCCAGAGCAGAAACUGAGCAGAAUGUCCAGCAGCAGACCCAGGACCCCAUUGUGGCAGAGGUGCCCAAAGAAACCAAAACAGAUGAAAAGAUUAUUUCUUCUUCAACACCCAUUCAAGGGGACAACCAGGGUGAUAAUAGGAGUAGGUCAAGUAGUUCAAGCAGCUCUAGCAGUGAUUCUGGAUCUUCCUCAAGUGACUCAGAUAGUGAUAGUUCGUCAGCAUCUGGAUCAGAUGCAGGGUCGCCGAGGACUUAA
Prunus armeniaca (apricot) is the source of this 2058-nucleotide messenger RNA. NCBI's taxonomy places the organism in Eukaryota, Viridiplantae, Streptophyta, Magnoliopsida, Rosales, Rosaceae. The record is from the annotation of a GenBank genome assembly.